AUGGAUACGACACCAGAGGAAGCAGCUCAAUUAGUGGCACUGCUGCUGAACGGACUUUGGCAGUAUCAAGUUGCUGCACGCUUAAAAAUAAGCCGUUUCCGGGUGCGACGAGUCUUGCUGCGGUUCCUGGAGACUGGUGGCUACAUCAGGAGGCCUGGGUCUGGGAGAAGACGCUGCACCACCGCUACAGACGACCGGUACAUUGUAUCGGGCUCUUUGCAGAACCGCUUCCUGACUGCUGCUGAGCUGCAGAUACUGCUUAGAGCAGCUCGAAGAACUGCAGUGAGCAUCUCCACAAUCAGAAGAAGAUUGCGGGAGAAGAAACUGUUACCCCGAAGAGCUGCCACGGGCCCCCAAUGGAAGCCACAGCAUCGAAUUGCCAGAAGGCAAUAG
Molecule: messenger RNA, 393 nt
Organism: Cydia pomonella (codling moth)
Lineage: Eukaryota; Metazoa; Arthropoda; Insecta; Lepidoptera; Tortricidae
Exons: 1
Coding region: 1-393 (130 amino acids)
Biological process (GO): DNA transposition; DNA integration
Molecular function (GO): DNA binding
Source: RefSeq, a predicted model, not a curated record